AUGCUCGUUCACUCUACGCCACCAUUACCACCUCGUCUACCGCCCAUUCAUCCUCGCACGCUUUCCAACUCGACGGCGACACCACCCUUAAAUCGGAAUGUAUCGUCUACCGCAUUGAACGGGCAACAACAACCACAACAACAACAUAUACAAUCACCACUUGCACCACCCCCUUUCUUCCGCAGAACUUCAUCUCUCCGAGAUCCACCUCCUGGAGGGAGCAGGUCUCCAUCUAUAGUGGAAUCGGAGCAGGAUUUCCAGGACGAAGACGAAUUCAUGGCUCAUCAGACUAGGUCGACGAGGAGAAAGGUCAGUAGGAGGAAAGACGAUAAGGUGUGA
Molecule: messenger RNA, 339 nt
Organism: Kwoniella botswanensis
Lineage: Eukaryota; Fungi; Basidiomycota; Tremellomycetes; Tremellales; Cryptococcaceae
Exons: 1
Coding region: 1-339 (112 amino acids)
Source: RefSeq, a predicted model, not a curated record